AUGAAUUCAUAUAUGUAUUCGCACAAUUUAUAUGCUUUGCUAGCAGACCUCAAUAUCGACGAUGAAGAGGAUCAUAAGACGGUAACAUCUACAUCCGAUAGGGUGUCGGUAAAUGAUACUCACGCUAUCCAUGAGGAUGAGGAAGCAGAAUAUGACGAGGAAGACGACAUUAUACACGCGCUGUUCGACCUUGAAGCUCUCGGAGGACACGCUGGACAGCCAACAUUCACCCGUGGUUUGUUGCAAAAAGUCGCAUCAGAUAUUCGAUCCAUCUCGACUAUUCAAAAGGGGCUCAAUCGCGAGCGAGAAAAUUCCCUCUACUGGAAGGGUAGCAACGGACCCUCAGCCAGGAUAUGGAAAGAAGUCGAUGGGGCGAACGAUGUCACUGUCAACUACAUGACCCGGGUUGAGAUGUCAUCCCAAUUCCAGACACUAUUUGGAAACGACUGGAAACGGAGCAAGCCUCUCCGCGCCCUCAAUACUAACUUGUCACAGCACCAGCUCAACGAGCUUGCGGCACCUUACUAUCUCGAGUCUUUCCGCCGCGCCGCUGACAACACUCAUCUCGAUGCCGAAAAAAUGAACUGGUGGCGCGACAGACUCUGCCACACACAGAAUUUAUGGGAAAACAGCUCUUCCUGCAUUCAGCCCUGCCGUAUCGUCCGACAAGGUGCAGCUCGACUCCGAGCCCCGAUAACAAAAAUAGUAUGUAUCGGACUCGGAGAACUCGACUCGAGCCCCGCUUUCUACCAGUCUGCCAUACAGCACAUGACUGCAUUUUCCUUCGCCGAAGCCCUCGACGCUUUCAAUCGAACGGCGCAUCCUGAGUGUCCGCCUGUGAAAAUUAUCGCCCAGGAUCCGUGCUACAAGGCGUGCGAUCGGAUUUUGCUUCAAGAGCUUACAAAAACGUCGAUUGACUUCAGUCUCAGCGAUCCGGAAACACUUUUGUCUAUUGAUGCCAACACGCUUGUCAUCACGGCUUUCCUGCCACAUACCGUCCCGCUGAUGCAGAUUCUCGCUGAUCUCUUCGCCGGCGAACCUGAAAAGGGACCGGCGAUGAUUCUGGGUGAUAGGAUUGUAAAUCCUGGUGGGAGGACAAAGUGGUGCUUUCGCAAUCGGGAUCAGCCGGGUGUUGCGAAGUUCCUGAUGGGUGGGUAUACGCUAUGGCCGACGGAGUUUGUUGGGGUAGAUGAGGAGCUGAGAAAGGACUUGUGUGGUGGGAAGAAGAGCUGGGAGUACUGGUUGGGGAAGAUGAUGUUUUGCUUGAGGCGGGAUGGUGGAGAGGUGAAGAAAGCUUAG
This is a messenger RNA of Parastagonospora nodorum SN15, 1299 nucleotides long. RefSeq lists its product as hypothetical. Lineage: Eukaryota; Fungi; Ascomycota; Dothideomycetes; Pleosporales; Phaeosphaeriaceae. Bases 1 to 1299 code for a protein of 432 amino acids. The transcript has a single exon. The record is from RefSeq and is a predicted model, not a curated record.